GCGCAGGCGCAGACGCCAGGGCCCAGCGCCGAGGAGGGGCGCGCGCAGGCGCAGAGCCCCCGCGCCAUCUCCAGCACCUGCGAGGCGGUCCAGGUCUCUGCUGUGGCCACCUGAGCCUGCAGGAUGUUUCACGGGAUCCCAGCCACUCCUGGCAUGGGAGCCCCUGGAAACAAGCCGGAACUAUAUGAGGAAGUGAAGCUGUACAAGAAUGCCCGUGAGCGAGAGAAGUAUGACAACAUGGCCGAGCUGUUUGCCGUUGUGAAGACGAUGCAGGCCCUGGAGAAAGCGUACAUCAAGGACUGCGUCACCCCCAACGAGUACACGGCGGCCUGCUCCCGGCUCCUGGUCCAGUACAAAGCUGCCUUCCGGCAGGUUCAGGGCUCAGAGAUCAGUUCCAUUGAUGAGUUCUGUCGCAAGUUCCGCCUGGACUGCCCGCUUGCCAUGGAGAGGAUCAGGGAGGACCGGCCCAUCACCAUCAAGGACGACAAGGGCAACCUCAACCGCUGCAUCGCUGAUGUCGUCUCGCUCUUCAUCACGGUGAUGGACAAGCUGCGCCUGGAGAUCCGCGCCAUGGACGAGAUCCAGCCUGACUUGCGGGAGCUGAUGGAGACCAUGCAUCGCAUGAGCCACCUGCCCCCUGACUUUGAGGGCCGCCAGACCGUCAACCAGUGGGAAAGACGGUACCCAGGCUGCAGGGAGAGGGCCCAUCAGAUUCCGGGCAUGGACUGUGCUGGGCUGGAUGCAGCGAGAGUGAGCCUGGGCCUGAGCACCUGGGGGUCCGAAGAACUCAUGUUGCAACAUGGACCCCUGGGGAGCCAGGGCUCUGAGGUGAUCAGGGGGGCCUGUUGUGCACGUAGCUGGACGUCAAAGGCUGGAGUUCCAGAGAGAAGGGUGAAGGCCGGGGUCUCCUAUCCUGGGUGCCAGGAAUUCUGCCCGAGGUGCAGGACUGGCACUUCUGUGUUUGGAGGCUGUGGAAAGAAACACGAACACAGGAGCUAAAGAACCGGCGACCAGAGCCUGUGGAGCAGACUGGGGCCCCAGGCUUGGAGGGCGGGGGUCCGGGUGGACUGAGACUGCAGAAGCACUGCUAAGUCUGACCCAUGGGGCUCUUGGUGACCUUCAGGAGGGCAUGGGUGGGAGUGAGGCUUCAGGGGAGGCCGCUCGACGGGUGCCAGAGUGCUCCAAUCUGCUGGGAGGGAGCUGAGGGGGCAGAGGGCCAGGGAGGGCUGU
Molecule: messenger RNA, 1230 nt
Organism: Camelus dromedarius (Arabian camel)
Lineage: Eukaryota; Metazoa; Chordata; Mammalia; Artiodactyla; Camelidae
Gene: VPS28
Product: VPS28 subunit of ESCRT-I
Exons: 10
Coding region: 124-999 (291 amino acids)
Biological process (GO): protein transport to vacuole involved in ubiquitin-dependent protein catabolic process via the multivesicular body sorting pathway
Cellular component (GO): ESCRT I complex
Molecular function (GO): protein-containing complex binding
Source: RefSeq, a predicted model, not a curated record